AUGACAUCAAAGUUAUUACAGAAUCAAUUCAAGAAGAUACAAUCUGAACCAAUCGAAGGUGUAUACUUUGAACUGGUAGAUGAGAAUCUAUUUGAAUGGAAAGCUUAUGUAGAGGGACCUCCAGAGACAGAUUAUGAGGGAGGUAUAUUCCAGGUUCAAAUGAAGUUUCCUCAAGACUAUCCUAUGAGCCCACCAACUUUGGUGUUCUUGUCAGAGUUCUGGCAUCCAAAUAUAUAUCCUGAUGGCAAGGUGUGCAUCUCAAUUCUGCAUCCACCUGGCGAGGAUGAGACUAGUGGGGAGUUGCCAGAGGAGCGAUGGUUGCCAACGCAAACCGUAACAACAAUCCUACUGAGCGUAAUCUCAAUGUUGAGCGCACCAAACACUUCGUCGCCGGCAAACGUCGAUGCCAGCGUCGAGUGGAGAAACGACAAGGAGGGAUAUAGGAAGCGCGUCAAGCAGCUGGUCCAAAAGGCCAACCUCAAGGUGCCCCCUCACGUUAAGAUACCGCAUCCAGAUUCGGACCCAAUAGAGCGCGCGAAACAGGUUGAGAAGAUGAAGCUACUGAACAAGCCCAUGGACUUUUUCGACGACUACGAGGACGUGGAUGACGAUGCUGACUAUUACGUCGAUGACGACGAUGACUACGACAACAACGACUCUGAUGAGGAUGAAGGCGUAGACAACGACGACGAUGAGGACAAUGAUGAUUGA
Molecule: messenger RNA, 711 nt
Organism: Acytostelium subglobosum LB1
Lineage: Eukaryota; Evosea; Eumycetozoa; Acytosteliales; Acytosteliaceae
Exons: 3
Coding region: 1-711 (236 amino acids)
Biological process (GO): protein polyubiquitination; ubiquitin-dependent protein catabolic process
Molecular function (GO): ubiquitin conjugating enzyme activity
Source: RefSeq, a predicted model, not a curated record